Molecule: messenger RNA, 831 nt
Organism: Capronia epimyces CBS 606.96
Lineage: Eukaryota; Fungi; Ascomycota; Eurotiomycetes; Chaetothyriales; Herpotrichiellaceae
Exons: 1
Coding region: 1-831 (276 amino acids)
Molecular function (GO): methyltransferase activity
Source: RefSeq, a predicted model, not a curated record
AUGUCUCAACCACAGCUUGACUCGGUGCGAUCCAUGUACGAUGAGCGGAGUGAGCAGUACGACGAAAACAAGGUCCAUGUCCGCCAAGCUCGGGACUACCUCGACUGGGCCCAAGUGAAGGAAGGAGAAAGCGUGCUGGACCUGGCGUGCGGAACCGGCCUCGUGGCUCUAGGAGCCAAGGACGUGGUCGGGCCAUCAGGCUACGUCGUAGGCGUCGACAUCAGCGAGGGCAUGCUGAAUGUGGCGCGGCGCAAGGCCGAAGCGGCCGGGGUUGAAGUGUUGUUCACCAAUCACGACAUCUCCGAUCUGAGCGGGCUGGAGAUUUUGCCCAAAGGCUCGAUCGGGUUUGACGUGAUAACGUGCGCAGCGGCUCUUAUCCUCCUUGACGAUCCCCUCCAGGCCGUUCGAAAUUGGUCGACAUUGCUGCGUCCCGGUGGCCGCGUGGUGACGGAUGUCCAGACCAAGGAUGCCAAUCUAGUCAUGAACAUCUUUGCCGCCAUUGCGCCGGGAGUGGGCGAGACAGUGCCGUGGCACGCGCAUCGAUGGCAGUCGCAGGCCGCGUUGGAACAGUUGAUGGUCGACGCAGGUCUGACGGUCCAAACAGUCUUCGAGACUGGCACGUAUGCCACCACACACUACGACCGUGCCGCGGCACCCGACCUUUUCGACCAGGCCGUCGGGAAGUCCAUGUUCAAGAACUUUGGCCGAGAGCCGAUGCGUGAGAAAGCAAAGGCCCUUUUCGUCGACAAGUUUACACACCUUGCCGGGCCCACGGGUGCCAUCGAUGAGGAAUGCAGAUAUUGGAUUGUUGUAGCCACGUCGCCGUUGUGA